AUGACAUGGCCUGGCGGUCCUUUACGGGACAAAGGAUGGUCUCAAGAAUCUACAGAUCUCUUGUCCCAGCAUGUUGCAUAUGCUGGCUUGAAAAUCAACAAUGGCAAGACAAAGACCAUGGCCGCUUCGAAGCAACUCAACAAUCAUACACAGAUGCGUGCACUCUCAACAUCAAGGUCGAUGAUGUCACUGUGGAGUGUGGAUCAAGUCAGUCAUUUUACUUACUUGGGAGCUGUAAUAUCUGCUGAUGGAAACCUGGAUAAAUAUCUGGAUAGUAGGAUUGGCAAGGCAGCGGGCACCUUAAACACCUUGUCCCGUGUCUGGAACAACCACGAACAGACAGAGGAAAAGACAGAUGAACAUACAGACGAAAAGAUAGACGAACAGACAGACGAAAAGACAGACGAACUAACAGACGAACAGACAGACGAACAGACAGACGAACAGACAGACGAACAGACGGACGAAAAGACAGACGAGCAGACAGACGAACAGACGGACGAAAAGACAGACGAACUUACAGACGAACAGACAGACGAACAGACAGACGAACAGACGGACGAAAAGACAGACGAGCAGACAGACGAACAGACAUACGAACAGACAGACGAACAGACAGACGAACAGACAGACGAACAGACAGACGAACAGACGGACGAACAUACAGACGAACAGACAGACGAACAGACAUACGAACAGACAGACGAACAGACGGACGAAAAGACAGACGAGCAGACAGACGAACAGACAUACGAACAGACAGACGAACAGACAGACGAACAGACAGACGAACAGACGGACGAAAAGACAGACGAGCAGACAGACGAACAGACAGACGAACAGACAGACGAACAGACAGACGAACAGACAGACGAACAGACAGACGAACAGACGGACGAAAAGACAGACGAACUUACAGACGAACAGACAGACGAACAGACAGACGAACAUACAGACGAACAGACAGACGAACAGACAUACGAACAUACAGACGAACAGACAGACGAACAGACAGACGAACAGACAGACGAAAAUACAGACGAACACACAUAUGAACAGACAUACGAACUUACAGACAGCUCACCGUUAUAUGGUAGAAGAUGUAGGCACAGUAGUAGGUAA
Bolinopsis microptera is the source of this 1122-nucleotide messenger RNA. RefSeq names its product clumping factor B-like. The transcript is spliced from 2 exons. The coding region runs from base 1 to 1122 and encodes 373 amino acids. Lineage: Eukaryota; Metazoa; Ctenophora; Tentaculata; Lobata; Bolinopsidae. The record is from RefSeq and is a predicted model, not a curated record.